Ricinus communis (castor bean) is the source of this 1116-nucleotide messenger RNA. RefSeq lists its product as uncharacterized. The record is from RefSeq and is a predicted model, not a curated record. Lineage: Eukaryota; Viridiplantae; Streptophyta; Magnoliopsida; Malpighiales; Euphorbiaceae. The transcript is spliced from 7 exons. Bases 125 to 919 code for a protein of 264 amino acids.
UUCUUCAAAUUCUCUGCUUUUCCUUUCCAACUUCCUAUUUACCACCAAAAGCCUCUUCUCCUUCUCUUAGCAAUUCUCCACUACUUCUCUUAUACAAUACUCAGGUCGUUUCAUAUUUUGUGCAAUGGAUUGUUCAGGCGCCACCAAAAGUCCUUUUGAUUGCCUAAUUUUUGAUUUGGAUGACACUCUGUAUUCUUCAAAGCUUGGAAUAGCAGAAGCUUUAAGGAAAAACAUAGAUGAUUUUCUCGUUGAGAAAUGUGGAUUUGCACAGGACAAAGCCUCAAGUCUUCGAGUUGAGCUUUUCAAAACUUACGGCAGCUCUCUCGCCGGUUUGAGGGCAUUAGGCUACGAUAUAGAUGCUGAUGAUUACCACAGUUUCGUGCACGGAAGAUUGCCCUACGAUUUAAUCAAGCCAGAUGGUCAAUUACGCAACAUCUUACUAAGCAUUCCCCAAAGAAAAUUAAUAUUCACCAAUUCAGAUAGAAAUCACGCGAUGAAGUCCCUGGAAAGACUUGGAAUUGAAGAUUGCUUCGAUCAAAUCAUAUGCUUUGAAACUAUGAAUCCAAACUUAUCAAGAUCUACUCGUCCGGAUGAGUUUCCUGUUCUUCUCAAGCCAUCAAUUGAUGCCAUGAAGAUUGCUCUCCACGUUGCUGACAUCAACCCUUCCCGCACUUUGUUUCUUGACGACAACGUACGUAAUGUGGCAGCUGGAAAAGCUAUGGGGCUGAGUACGGUUCUGGUCGGAAAAACAGUGAAGAGUAAAGAAGCUGAUUAUCUUUUGGAGUAUGUAAUUAAGCUACCACAAGUGAUUCCUGAAAUUUGGAUGAGUGGAGAAGAUAGUGGUGGUGAUGGUAGAAGAAUUAGUCGGACUAGAAGUGAAAUGGAUUCCAUUCUUGCACCCACACCAGUCGGAGCUUAGUCUUCUAUUCAAAAUCCCAAAUCAAAGUGACUCUUUGUUACUCAUUAAUUUGGGUGGCUGGGUUGGCACUACUUACAGUGUACAUGUACCAAAAUUUGAUGAAGAACUUGUCAUCAAAUGUGCAUAUAUGUUAAUUAUAUGUGUAAAUGGUAUGUCCAUAUAUAUAUAAUAAAAGUUGUAUCUGCUUGCUUGGAUCA